Messenger RNA from Heterostelium album PN500, 5997 nucleotides. It is a transcript of the gene cnrF, whose product is annotated as RabGAP/TBC domain-containing protein. Gene Ontology annotation, biological process: intracellular signal transduction. The record is from RefSeq and is a predicted model, not a curated record. The coding region runs from base 1 to 5997 and encodes 1998 amino acids. Lineage: Eukaryota; Evosea; Eumycetozoa; Acytosteliales; Acytosteliaceae. Gene Ontology annotation, molecular function: calcium ion binding. The transcript has 11 exons.
AUGGAGCCACCAAACAUAUCAGAUAAUAAUACAACUACAACUACAACUACAAUAAAUAAUAAUAAUAAUGAAGAAAGAAAGUUUGUCGAAGCUGAGAAAACAAAGACAAGAACAAGAGCAUUAACCAUUGGUAAUUCAAGAAAUGUAACAUUUGACACACAGAAUAAUAAUAAUAAUAAUAAUAAUGGUUGUGGUGAUCAACCUCAACCACAACCACAAAAUCAACAAACAAAUUCACCACCACCAUCAACACAAACACCAAGUCAAAAUGAAUUGAAAACAUCAUCUGAUGAAGCUGUGACAGCUGGUCCAGCAACGACCUCUGUUGGAUCGCCACCAAAGAAGAAGAGUACCAGUUUCUUGUCUACGGUGAAGGCCAAGAGUAAUGUAGUGGUAAAUGCAGUCGUAAAUCCUGUCAGUGGAUACCGUAAGAAUCAAAAAGUCAAUGUCGAGUAUGACUCUGCCGAUAAUGACAACAAUGGAAAUCGAAUCGUCGCCGUCAAGAACAAAGAGAACAAUCAAAUCACUGUAAUCGUUAAUAAUGCCGAACCACCAACCGUUCGAGAUUCACAUGGAUUCGUAGUGGAUCAUUUCAUCGAGGAGCUUCAACGCUUUGAGAAAACAGAGGAAGAGAAAUCACAAAAGAAACUUGAAGAUUGGACACAUUUCAAUGAACAAUAUAAACAUAUUGGAUUAUGUACAAAUCCAAAACAAUUACAUAAAUUAUUAUCACAAGGUAUUCCACAUGAAAUUAGAUUCUCGCUUUGGAAGCUAUACUCUGGAGCAGCAGAGAAACAGAGAAAAGAAGAGAUUGCUCUGUUCAAACAACAAAAGGAGGAAAAGUUAAAGAGAAUCAAGGGAAUGGGAACUAUCAGAGGACUUACACCACCUACACAACGUAAAUCAUAUUACCAACAUCUACAUCACAUCAUCAAGACAUCGAAUAGGUACUCGGUGAGACUCCAAUCGAUACCAGAGAUCGACAAGGACAUUGCGCGUACUUUCCCAGGACAUCCAUUCUUUGAAUCGGACGAAGGUCAAUUGAAGCUAACCAGAGUAUUACAAGCCUAUUCCAUUAGAAAUAGAAAGGUUGGUUAUUGUCAGAGUAUGAAUAUCGUUGCCGGUUAUCUUUUAUACGUUAUGAAAAAGAAUGAAGAGGAUGCAUUCUGGUUACUAUCUACGAUUGUCGAAGACUAUUGUUCCAACUAUUACUCUACCAAUUUACUUGGUGCCCAAGUAGACAUGUUGGUAUUCGAUCACCUUACACUUACUCAUCUACCAAAUCUCUACAGUCAUCUCGCCAAGAAUGGUGUUUCACUUACAUUGUUAUCAACUAAAUGGUUCAUGUGUUUAUAUAUUGGUAUUUUACCAAAUGAAAUUGUAUUAAGAAUAUGGGAUCAUUUAUUUGUUGAAUGUGGAAUCUAUGGAUAUGAGAAACCAAAUUCAGAAUCAGAGUGGUUGGAGAACAAAGAUAUUGAACAUAAAUGUCUAGGUGUUGCUAGUUACAACCUAUUGUUAACUGGUUUAGCUAUUCUUUCUUUUAUGGAAGAGGGUUUACUAAAGAUUAAUUCUACUCCACAGAUAUUGAUGCAUCUUUCAAACUUUGUAAAGGGAAUAUUCAAUGCUAAAAAGUUAUUCAAGAAAUAUAAUUAUUGGCGCGAAAAAAUAAGUAAAGAAUCAUUUUCAGAGUUAAAGAUAAAGUCAGAGGAAAAGUUAAUUCAGGAACUUGAAGAUAUGAGAAAGAUAAGAGAUUUAACUGCAACCGCUAAAAUAACAAGAUUCUCAAAAUCAGAUUUAGAAAAGAUAUGGGUUGGAUUUAGAAAUUUGAAUCUAAGUAUGAGUUCAAGUCGUGUCAGUAUGGGUAAAUCAUUGAAAUUGGAUUUCAAUAUCUUUAAAAAGGUGUUCCAAUAUAUUAUGCCUGGACUCGAUACCAGUAGCAAAGAGAUUCUUGUGCACCAGCUGUUCAAGGUAUUCGAUAAGAAUAAAGAUGGAUCGUUGGAUUUCACAGAGUUGAUGAGUGGACUAUGUAUUCUGGCUAAAGGAACAUCAGAGGAACGUCUCAAGCUGUAUUUUUCAUUCUUUGACAGCGAUAACAGUGGAUUCGUAACAAAGGAGGAGAUGAAACUGAUGCUACAGACCGUCUAUGAGAAGAUUGAGUUGGAUCCAUUGGCCGUCAUGCAAUACACUAUCGAGGAGUAUGUCGAUAUCGUAUUCUCCAAUCUCGGUAUUGAAGACGACCAACUGUCAUUCGAUAGCUUCCGACAAGCCAUUCUCAGUUAUCCACGUAUCUUCCGAUGUUUCAUGUUGGAAGAAGAGACAUUCAUCAUCGAAGACUUUGAAGAUGAUGAUAAUAAUAAUAAUAAUCAAUCGGAUGUCAAUGUCAAUCAACAGAGUGGAUCAAGUGAUGAAGAUAGUUCCGAUAACAACAACGAAGAGAAACAACCUAAAUCAAGAAGUAAACUAAACUUUGGUCAGAAACCAGUUAAUCAGGUGAAGACUUCCACUUUUAAGUCAUCAUUGAUCCAAGCCAUUGAGAAUGCACAGAAAGAACAAGAUGUAAUCGAACCACCUGUUGCUUCCCCACGAGCAGCAGAUCAAAAGAGUAAUAGUAACUCAUCAACCCCAUCACCAAACAACAGUAAUUUCAAAUCAUCUAAUAAUAAUACAACAACACCACCAACACCCAAUAAUAGUAGUUAUAAACCAUCAAACAACAACAACAACAAUAAUAAUAAUAAUAAUUCUGUAACAUUAAAUUCUAAUACAAAUACAACAACAACUUCUUCUGCUUCUUCAACUACUUCACCAACUUUAACAUCAACACCGACCGGUGAAGAUAAUAAUACAACAACCAAUACAACAACCACACCAAAGAACAACAAUAAGAAUAAUGUCAACAGAAGAUCAAUGGCAGACCAUACAUUGACAAAAGAAGGUCAACCAUUAUCAUGUUUAUUAGUUGGUUGUAUUUACUUGUUAAGAUACAUAGAAACUAGAAUGAAUGGUAGAAAUAGUAAUAUUAGUAUAAAUGGUGAAUAUGAAAAUAAUAAUAUCAAUAAUAGUAGUAGUGGUAGUAGUAAAUAUGGCAAUGACACUAUGAUAUCAUCACCACCUCUUGGAGAAUCAAACGAAAUGAUCGAUCAAGACUAUUUAAACACUCUAAUCGAUCAACAUAGAAAUGCUGUCAUCACAACCGAUUGUAUAACCGUAUCUUCUCCAUCACCUAUUCUUCGUGCCAAACAGAAUCAACAACAACAACAACAGAGUAAUAAUAAUAGUAGUAGUAAUAGUAGUAAUAAUAGUAAUAAUAAUAGUAAUAAUAGUAGUAGUAAUAAUACACCAAGUAUAUCUUCACCUACAUCACCAUCGAUGACUGUAAAUAAUGGAACAUCAUUAAAUCAUUCACCUCCAACACUGAGUAGUGGUGUUAACAAUGGUAAUAAUAAUAAUAGUAUUAGUAGCAGUAGUAACAGUACUUCUACAACAACAUCACUGAGAUCCAGUAGAAGAAUGAACAACAGUGGUAAUUUCGCAUUGAAUAGCAGUAGUAAUGGUGGAGGUGGUGUAGAUGAAGAUGGUAAUGGUGUAAAGAUUUACUUUGGAAAGUUAUCAUCCAAUUCACUACCUGACCGUACUGUUAUUAAAGAUAUUAUAGCAAUGUUAAAAGAUCCACAAUUAGGAUUACCUAUUAAAGAUAGAUACAGUGGAUUUCAACAUCAUAAACAAUGCUUUCAUGGAUUUGAGAUGGUGGAUUGGUUGAUCAAUCAUGAUAUCUGUGCGAAUCGAUAUAAUGCCACUCAACUUGGGCAGUAUCUACUGGAUAAAUCAAUCAUUAGACACGUCUAUUGUGAUCAACCAUUUAGAGAUAUCAAUCAACUCUAUUGUUUUAAAGAUUUUCUUGGUAUUAAUGAUGAUCAAAUAUAUUCGUUGGUUCAAAUUAUGAAGAAAGAACAAACAGGUGUACAGAGAAUGGAUAGAACUAGAAUGUUUAAGAAAUAUAAAGAUUGUUUCAUUGGAUCUGAGGCUGUUGAUUGGCUACUCAAAAAUCAUCCAAAUUAUGUUACAAACAGAGAUGAAUCAAUUAAAUUAUGUCAAGAAAUUAUGAAUUUAGGUUUAAUUGUAUCAGCUUCAAAUGCAAAAGAAGUAUUUAAAGAUGAUAAAACAUAUUAUGUAUUUAGAAAUAUAAUAUUUGGUGGAUAUCUUGGAAAAAAGAAAAAAGCAACCAACGAAAGAAAGAUAAAGUGGUUCGCUUUAAGAGAGGACGGUGGCAAUAUAUUGUGGUAUUCGAACUCACCUAAGGAUCCAUUCACUCACAAAGGUAUCGAUUUGAGUAAUGCUUACAUUAGAGAGUGUCAAUGUAGUGGCGGUGGUAACGAGUGUUUCGAGAUAGUCUCCUAUCAACGAAUCUUUUGUUUGAAGUGCUCCAACUUGAACUUCUUGAAGAUCUGGGCAGAGAUACUCUCAUUACACACCACUGCAAUCAGCGAUGAGAACGACCUCUUUGAAGAAGCGGAAGAGAACAUCCAAUAUGAAUCCGUAAAACAAUCUGAUACCUUUAUAGAUUCAUUUAAUCAACUUGGAAAUAUCAACAGCAACAACAACAAUGUCAAUAAUAUCAAUAAUAGUCAAGUAAUUAGAAAUAAUAGUAAUAUAUCACUUGAUAGUAGUAGUUUAAAUAAUAGUCAGAGUAAUCACAGUGAAUUAAUGUUAUCUUCAUCAACAAACAAUAAUAAUUUGAAUAUCAGUAGCAGUAUGAAUAAUAACAAUGAUAAUAGUAUUAAUAAUAAUAAUAAUAACAAUAGUGAAACACCUUCUUCAUCUUCACUUACUAAUCAAUUAGAGUAUUCAAUGCAGCAUUUGAAUAGUUUAGGUAGUAGUAACUCUAAUACAAAUAGUAAUAGCAAUAGCAAUUCAAAUAGUAUCAAUAAUAGCAAUAGUAACAGUCAAGAGAAUCUAAAUAGUAUAAAUAUUAGAAUGGAGAAUCAUCAUAUCAUAACACCACCAAUAUCAUCAGUAGAUGAAAAAGUAAAGAUUGAUGUUUUAGAUAUCAAUGGUAGUGAUACAAUUCAUAAUGAUAUAGAUGAUAUUGUUAAAGAUGAUGAAAUAGAUUAUACUAUUGAUGAUAAUAAUAAUAAUAAUGAUAAUGAUAAUAAUAAUAGAAGUUUAAAUGAAGAGAGAUCAUCUUUAGAUAGUAUAGUAACAUCUGUGAUAGAUGAACAACAACAAUCAAUACCACCAACCUUUGAGAAUGGAAGUGAGACAUAUGUAGAGAAUAACGACAAGAUACACGAACCACACUACUUUUAUUCUACUAAAGAUCAUCAUGAGAAACCAGAGAAUAUUGAGGAGACCGACCAAGUAAGCAUACUACCUCAACAACCAAAAGAGACUAUUGUUGUAUCGAUUGAAGAGAAUACAUCCACCAAGAACAUUAUUGUUAAAAAAGAAAAUGACGAUGUCAAUGUAGAAGUAGAGCAACCAAUUAAUAGUAAUAUAAUAGUAGAAGAGAUAAAAGAGCAAUUGAUUGUCGGUGAAGACGAAACAAAGGAUAUAGAGCAAGUAAAGGUAGAGGAGGAAUUGGAAUACGAAGAGGUAGAAGAGGAAGUAGAGAUUGAAAUAGAAGUAGAGGAGAUUGAAGUAGAUGAAUAUGAAGAGGAAGAAGAAAAAGAACAAGAGAAAGAGAAAGAGAAAACAAAGGAGAAUAUAAAUGAAGAUGAACAUUUAGAUGAUAUCUUGGAACUAAUGAAACAAGAUGAUCCUGCUUUAUCUGCCUCACCUUCUAUCAUUACUAAUUUAAAUAAUAAUAUUGUAAAUGACCAACCUGUAACAUCACAACAACAACAACAACAACAACAAGUAAAAGAUAAUAAUGAUAAUAUAGAUAGUAUAGCAAUUAAAAAUCAAAUAAUUUCAUCAUCAUUAACAACAAACGAUGAACAAACACCAAUAUCAAGUAGUAACAGUAGCAAUGAUGAAGAUAAUCAAUCAAUCGAAUAA